GACCUUCCAGAAGAAAUAAUCGGAAAAAUGUACCGGUGUCCAACAAAGUCACUAAAUUCGGCUCUCAAAAGAGCAACAAUUUGUCUAAGAGGGGCUCCUGUUUUAAGUACAUUCCAAAGCACUCAAAAAGGAGUUCAGCAAGCGUCAUCAAGAUGUAUGAGUGGCUACACCCCAGCAGAAUGGAAGACCGACAAACAGAUUGACAUAGAGCACCACACCACCAUGAAUCACCUGCCAGUUCCCAAAGGCUCCUGGCAGCAGAACUACCAAGCGCGGAACACCAAGUGGAACAUGAUGAUUCUGGCCAGUACUGCCUUCUUGGGCGUCACAGUUUAUGUGAUGCACCGAAACAAUUGUUUCUAUGUCCAUGGAGUACCAGAUUAUAAAAAGAUCAAAGUUCCUCGGGAAAUGCUUGGCCUACCACCUCUAGGUGGGGGUGCCACUCCGAUCAAUCCGUCCGCCUCCAGUGAUACUGCUGCUGCCACUGCUCUAGAGUUUGCCGUCGAUUCUGAAAUAACUGCGGCAGCAAAGGAUAUUGCACGGAAGGCUGGAGAAGUUGUAGCUGGAGAACCCAUCCAUGUGUUGUCAAAAGAGGCUGGGAAGACGGCUGCCGCCACAGCAGUAGAGACGGCUAGUGACAUGGGUCUCGGUGCGGCGUCUGGGGACGUAUCAAAAGCCAAACCAGGAAAACCAAUCCCAGUGUUAUCGAAAGACGCCGGGAUUACUGCUGCGGCCACAGCAGUGGAGACCGCCAGUGACAUGGGUAUUGGCGCAGCCUCGGCUGACAUAUCAAAAGCAAAACCUGGAGAACCCGUGCAUAUCUUAUCCGAAGAAGCUGGUCGAACCGCUAGCACCACAGCCGUUGAAAUGGCUGUCGAGGGCCUUGGAGCUGCAGCUAAAGACAUUGGUCAGGCUAAACCAAGUGGAAUAUCGUCUGCACCAAUACUUUCGGAAGAUGCUGGGAAAACUGCUGGUACUACUGCCGUUGAAACAGCAACGGAAGGCCUGGGUGCUGCUGCGAGAGACAUUUCUCAGGCCAAACAAAGUGAAAUAUCUGUAUCACCAAUACUUUCAAAAGAAGCGGGGAAAACUGCUGGUACUAUGGCUGUAGAGACAGCAAUUGAGGGGCUGGGUGCUGCUGCCAAGGAUAUUGCCCAAUCAAAGUCAAGUAAGGGUGCUACUCCGGCCCCAGUACCACUGGAGAGCCUCCCAGAGAUCCCAGGCCAUGCUCAGUAUCUCCUGAUCGGAGCGGGUACAGCAUCAUUUGCGGCCUACAGAGCUAUCAAGGGCAAGGAUGCGAAGGCAAAGAUCUUAGUCAUUGGAGAUGAGGCCACCAUCCCAUACAUGAGGCCACCGCUGUCAAAGGAACUCUGGUUCACUGAGGAGUCAAAGGUCGCAGAUCUGAAGUUCCAGCAGUGGGACGGCAAGGAAAGAAGUCUCUUAUACGAGCCGGAAAGUUUCUACAUUAAUCCGAGGGAGUUGAACAUGAAGGAGAAUGGCGGAGUGGCUGUGGUGACUGGCCGCAAGGUCGUCAAGUUGGAUAUCGGUGCUCAGACCGCGAUCCUUGAUAACGGCUGGGAGGUGAAAUACGACAAGUGCCUGAUCGCCACUGGAGGAAAGCCGAAAACUAUACCCGUUUUUGCAAAAGCGACAGAAGAAGUCCAAAAGAGGACAACUCUGUUUAGAAAUAUAAAAGACUUCCACCGUCUCAAUGACGUUACAAAAGCUGCUGAUGUCAAAUCUAUAGCUAUUGUUGGAGGUGGUUUCUUGGGAAGUGAAUUGGCCUGUGCUCUUGGAAAGAGAGCCAAGGCCCCCAACAGUGAUCUGACGGUGACCCAGCUUUUUCCCGAGUCUGGCAACAUGGGCAAAGUGCUUCCCGAAUAUCUCAGUAAAUGGACGACGAAUAAAGUUAAAGCAGAGGGCGUUGAUGUUCGACCAGGCAGUAAUUUGAAGUCGGCUGCGUUUAAUAACGGACAAGUUGAACUCAGUCUUCAGGGUGGAGAAAAGCUUCUUGUUGAUCAUGUGAUAUUGGCCGUUGGACUGGAACCCAGUGUUGAGUUAGCCACAGCCUCUGGUUUAGAAAUCGAUGACGUUCACGGUGGAUUCAGGGUCAAUGCCGAAUUGGAAGCGAGGAGUAAUGUAUGGGUGGCCGGGGAUGCAUCGUGUUUCUACGACGUCAAGCUGGGCAGACGACGAGUUGAACAUCACGACCAUGCUGUCGUCAGUGGUCGUUUGGCUGGAGAAAAUAUGACCGGUGCCGGAAAGCCUUAUUGGCAUCAGUCGAUGUUUUGGUCUGAUCUCGGGCCAAGUGUUGGGUACCAGGCAAUAGGUCGUGUUGAUGCCACUCUUCCUACAGUAGGUGUGUUUGCUCAAGCCACAGCAGAAGAUACUCCUGAAGCUGUUGUGAAGAAGACAGGAGAAAGCCUUAGAUCUGAGACAGAAGAGGUUGUGUCCACCAAAGGUGCCAAAGCAAUGGACGCUGUUAAAUCGUCACCGACGGUCAGCGAAAAUUAUGGGAAGGGAGUAGUCUUUUAUACGAAGGAUGAUGUGGUGGUCGGAAUUGUAUUAUGGAAUGUCUUUAAUAAAAUGGGGGUAGCUAGAAAGAUUAUCAAGGAUGGCAUCAGACAUAAAGAUCUAAAUGAAGUAGCAAAAUUAUUCGAUAUCCACAGCUAGAGGCAACUACAGUGGAACCUCCCUUAGUGGACACCUCUCUAUUAAGGACACUAGUUCUAGACCCAAUUUGGUUGUUUCCAUUCAAUUUGACCUCUAAUCCGGACACCUCUCUAUAAAGGACAGCACUUGUCAGUCCCAAGGGUGUCCUUAAUAGAGAGGUUCUACUGUAUACAAACAUUUGAUUCAAGUAUUUUGUUUGGCUUAUUUCAAUCAAGGACAAUAUAGCCAUUGUGGAACGAGAAUUGGACAUCUACAUGUAAAUAAUUUAUAAGGUUUCUACUCAGUCUGAUUGUUAGUGAAAGUGUUUGCAGAUUAGGAUUCUAUGAUUACGAAUUUGUGUGGUCACAGCAUGUCUAGAGUAGCAGUUGAGGCCGUUAUGUGCUAAAAGAGAGAUAGUUAUAACUCUCUAUUGGGAAAUGAAAGUACCAGAGAAAGUGCUCUUAUCAAGGUGUUUGUGUUUUGAGUGUAUUGAGAAGACAUUUGAUAAAGAGGAGUCCAAGAAUUGUUAUGAAAGAAGGAGUUAUUUUGGAUAAUUUUGAUUGAUUUUGAAUUUUAUCAAACGUUGGUAUGAAGCAACGACAUAAAAAUUUGAGACUUUGCAGUCGCUGAUUAUGAAAUAGUUUUGAUGCCAAGAUGGCAUUGAGGAGAAUUCAAAAUUGUUUAACGAAGGAUUUGUUUUUUUGGAGAAUUUUGAUAGAUAUCGAUCAAAAUAGAAACAUUAGUAGCAACGACCCAAGAGUCAGAGACCUUACUGUUGCUGAUUAUGAAAUAGUUUUGAUGCCAAGAUGGUAUUGAGGAGAAUUCAAAAUUGUUUAAAGAAGGAUUUGUUUUUUUGGAGAAUUUUGAUAGAUAUCGAUCAUAAUAGAAACAUUAGUAGCAACGACCCAAGAGUCAGAGACCUUACUGUUGCUGAUUAUGAAAUAUUUUGAUGCCAAGAUGGUAUUGAGGAGAAUUCAAUUGUUUAAUGAAGAAUGAAUUGUUUCGGAGAAUUUUGAUAGCUAUCAAUCAUAAUAGAAUCAUUAGUAGCAACUACCGAAGAUUUAGUGACCUUGCACGAGAUGCUGAUUGAAAAAUGUUUUUUUUCCAAAAUGUGGUAUAUGUCUUUAGCAGCAAACCCUUGCGUGAACCCCCUCCCUACCUCCAGGUUCUGCAUGUGUAAUAAUUCACAUAGUCCAUGGUCUUUCAAUGCACAUGUUAUGGUAGCAAUAUGUACACGUAGUUGUAAAUGAUAUUGUUUACAGUUGCUAUAACUGAAUCCUCACGUUGUGAUAAUAA
Molecule: messenger RNA, 3948 nt
Organism: Lineus longissimus
Lineage: Eukaryota; Metazoa; Nemertea; Pilidiophora; Heteronemertea; Lineidae
Product: apoptosis-inducing factor 1, mitochondrial-like
Exons: 15
Coding region: 28-2673 (881 amino acids)
Biological process (GO): apoptotic process; mitochondrial respiratory chain complex assembly
Cellular component (GO): mitochondrion; cytoplasm
Molecular function (GO): FAD binding; protein dimerization activity; NAD(P)H oxidase H2O2-forming activity
Source: RefSeq, a predicted model, not a curated record